CGCCCCCAGCUCCCAGUCUGCUAUAAAGCCGAGGAAGUUGGCCCAUGUGGAUGUUGCAAACUGUCAACAUUGCCGUGCCAACAUCUCAAGAGUGAGAGAAACCUCAUCACUGUCACCGAAACCUCUUGGCUUUUACGCACAAUCUCUUUCUCGUCAUCCUUGGAAACUACAUUCCCUGUACCAAUCAAGAUGAAGGUUGUCGGAUCUACCUGCGCCCUGAAGAGCAAGGUCGGCGGUGAGGACGUGGUGCGCUGCCUGUCCGACCAGAGCCUGACCAUCUCCAAGUGUAAGAUCCCGCUGCUGGACGAGCAGAUGAGCGUCUUCCUCCAGGACAUGAACAGCUGCUACAGCAAGCUGAAGGAGCUCGUGCCCACCCUGCCCACCAACAAGAAGGCCAGCAAAGUGGAGAUCCUGCAGCAUGUCAUCGACUACAUCUGGGACCUGCAGGUCGAGCUGGACGAGCCGGAGAAGAGCCGCCAGCACGCCGCCAGCAGCGUCCCCCGCACACCGCUGACCACCCUGAACGCAGAGAUCGCCAGCAUCUCAGUGGAGAAUGGAUGCUCGGAUGACAGGAUUAUGUGCCGUUAGAAACCAUGGAGCAUCACCCAGUAAUCCCACAGCGAGCACCGUGAAGAACGAACAAGGCUACCUGACGUGACUUUUCGACCACGUCAAAACCUUGAACUGAGUAGGGACGUUUCAAACUCCCAUGCUAGAAAAUACUUGGUUUGGACAUCCUCUGGGAGAGAAUCUGUCACUCGAGGCUCUCGAUUCAUCAGAGGGCCUUUGGAGAAGACUGAGAAGACUGUCCAGAUAGACUGGGUUAGCCGGGCGACCAUGACAGUUAGGCUACCAGUGCAACCAGCAUCGCUUGUUGCUUUUAGAGUUUCUAAAGAAAGCUAAUGUCUCUGUUACGUUGUUGUAUCUUGUGUAAACCGUGUAGAAAAUUCAAAAAUUUUGUAAAAAGAAAAGUACAUUUCUCAGAUUCCUGAGCGACAAACUGUAUUGUAUAUUACAAUGACACAUUAUGUGAAUGAUAUUGUUUUCUUACAAUGUACCUUAUUGGUGUUUUUAUUAAAACAAGACAAUUAUUUUUGAACAAGAA
Molecule: messenger RNA, 1105 nt
Organism: Myripristis murdjan (pinecone soldierfish)
Lineage: Eukaryota; Metazoa; Chordata; Actinopteri; Holocentriformes; Holocentridae
Gene: id1
Product: inhibitor of DNA binding 1, HLH protein
Exons: 2
Coding region: 190-588 (132 amino acids)
Biological process (GO): circadian regulation of gene expression; cell differentiation; negative regulation of transcription by RNA polymerase II
Cellular component (GO): cytoplasm; nucleus
Molecular function (GO): transcription regulator activity; protein dimerization activity
Source: RefSeq, a predicted model, not a curated record